AUGGAGGAGCUGUCUGUUUACCACAAAGCCAUCGGCAAGGAGGAAGGCGAGCGACGGCUGGGCCAGGACGCGGACGGCUGUUACCUCAUCCGCAACAGCGAGAGCAUGCCUGGGGUCUACUGUCUGUGCGUGCUGUGCAAGGGUUGUGUCUACACAUACAGACUGCGGCUGGAUGUGGACGGCUCAUGGACAGCUGAUACCGCUGAUGGUGUGGAAAAACGGCAUUUCCGGAAUAUCGCAAACUUGAUACUGGCCUUACAGAAACCUGACCAAGGGAUUGCGAUACCGCUGUAUUUCCCCAUCACCCCCGAUCGCUGGUCAUUGGCCCAGAAGAUCCGGUCUGAGGUCACCGAGAAGCGUGAAACGAUGGAAGUGCCGUCCGCCUACAGCGAGCCUGACCCCCCACCGGGCAAGAGAUACAGCAAGAUCAUGCUGCGCUAUAAGAUACAAUGUGUCAAGAAAAAAUAAAAGCCCACGGAGCAACACCAGUGGGUAGGGGAUACUCGCCGGGGAGCUUCUGUGUCGGUGGUUGGGGAAGGGGUUUAUUGUAAAUGUUAAAUGUUAAUAUUGUUAAUAGUGUGAUGGCUGGAUUUUAUUUCUUUACUUUGUUUGCGUUUGUCUUACAAAUAUCAACAAUAUCCUGGUGUUUCAUUUUGGAUUAAAGAAACAAAAUGUGCUUGUUG
This is a messenger RNA of Gadus macrocephalus (Pacific cod), 683 nucleotides long. Its product is annotated as SH2 domain-containing protein 1A-like. The record is from RefSeq and is a predicted model, not a curated record. Lineage: Eukaryota; Metazoa; Chordata; Actinopteri; Gadiformes; Gadidae.